Seminavis robusta is the source of this 3490-nucleotide messenger RNA. The record is from the annotation of a GenBank genome assembly. NCBI's taxonomy places the organism in Eukaryota, Bacillariophyta, Bacillariophyceae, Naviculales, Naviculaceae.
GUCAUUGCCCCUCUUGGCUUGCGGACUUGGCUUGCGGAGUGGGCGCUUUGGCUCUCGCGCUGCCGCACUUGGAAUGUGGAGGAUGUGCAACGCCGAGCCUCUUUCAUGACCACCAGACCAAAUAAUGGCUUCACAGAAUUCCUGUGCUCUCUUGCUGUCACUCCACAGCGCAGGUAACGCGCUGCAAACAAAGUAAAGCAGAGAAUAAGACGAACGAGGACAAGACGCAAUACUACCAGCUUUAAGCUAGCUAUCGAAGGCAUUGGUUCAAGACUGUCACUCGACUCUAACCAGCUAAUCGUUGGGGCACCAUUUUCGAUGUUGCAACCAAAGCCGUCGUCUAGUAGCGACGAGGAAGACAGUUACCCCGUGAUGGCCGCGGCGUCAAUACUGGCCUCUGCUGCUGCGGACAGCAGCAGCACGAAAGAUCCAACAACCACAGAGGGAGAAGAAAAGGCGACCACAGAGGGAGAAGAAGAAAAGAAACCUGAAAUUGCGGAAGCCAGAGCCCCGGAUCAAGAUCCGCAGGAGCCUUCAACAACUGUCACCCAUGAGCAGCGCUGGGAGGCGAUGUUUCAUCGCUUGGUAGCUUACAAAGCGAAGCACGGUCAUUGUCUCGUACCCAACAGAUAUGCGGAAGAUACCCAGCUUGGAUCUUGGGUUUCGGCCCAGAGACGGCAAUAUAAGAUUGUCACAAGUGGUGGAAAUGAGUCGGCUGCCAUGACACCGGAACGCGCCCAGAAACUGAACGAUAUUGGCUUUGAGUGGACCACAACCAACCCAAGGAAUGUCCCUUGGGAGACUCGGCAUGCCGAGCUUAAAAGCUUUGUGGCCAAUUAUGGACACGCUGAAGUGCCCAUGAGAUGGGAAGAGAAUCCACAACUGAGCAACUGGGUCUCCAAGCAGCGGCAUCAAUACAAACUUUUGCAAUCCAAUAAACCAUCGCGUUUGAACGCGCAUCGAGUGAAACUCUUGAAUGACGUGGGGUUUGUCUGGGAAGCUUCACGGCGUAGAUUGACGGGUGACGACGAGGAUGAUGGCGGCGACGACGACGAGGAGGAUGACAGGAAGCCGCCCGCAGGCGGUGGCAGUAGAAAGAAGCCAAGGGUGAGGGAUCGAUCGGAUGAAGGGUCCAACGAUGGCGAUAGUAAGAAAGGGGGGGAUUCGGGUUUUGCAGCCGGUAGACCUGGUCCUCUUGCAACCAAUCCCUCUAUGCUCUCGCCACAACAGCAAGCAAUAGCAAACCCAGCGCAACCGUUUGCGGGGCAAGCCAUGCAAACCAACUUGGGCCUCUGGGCGGCCAUGGCAAGCAGCCAAGCUAGUGGUUUCAUGCAACCGGGACAGAUGCAGCUCGCCAUGGGUGGGGGAGCCGCAUUCAAUCCAGCCUUCUUCCUUCCAAAUAUGAUGCAAAUAGGGGCCAGCUCAGCCAUGCAGGGUGCAGCAGGAAUGUCAUUUCCUGGUCAAAUGGCAGCAUCAAUGAUGCCGGCAGGAAUGGGAAUGGCUGUUGUGCAACAACCCAACGCUUCGUUUGGGAUGAAUACAACGCCACAACAACAAGGUCUCACUGCUGGGUUCCAACCAAGUAAUCUGCAACAACCGCAGCAACAGGCCAUGGGCGGUGGUGGGUUUCAACCGAAUCUUCACCAGCAGCAACAAGCCAUGGUCCCACCGAAUGCACAACGCGAUGCGUUGGCUGCCGGAAUACUGCAAAAUGUCCAGCUACAAGAAGAAAUGGGUCACGAUGAGGGACAAAACCAUGGUGCUGAUGACAAAGAAGGAGGGGCUUCUAGAUAGAUAGAGAAGGUGGCCGAGAGGCAUGGUUUUUUUGUGGCAACGCGGAGACGUUCUCGCUGUCCACACUGAUUUGAUUUUGCCUCCUUUCUCUGGUCAGACUUCCAUCGUGGUACCGUAGGCGACGAAAGCCACGGAGGCACAACUGGGAAACUGCACCAUUAAGGUGUUCUUGUUGUGUCUGUAGUUGCCCGGAGAAAGCAAAUAAUUAUCGAGCCUUGCGAGGUGGACUUCAGCGGGUCUCCAGGACGCUGGUCGGUGUUGGUUGUGGAUCCGCACGGCCGCAAUGGAAAGACUUUAAUUGCAAGAACCGAGAUACACCACAAGAGGACGCUACAGCCAGUCCACACAAGCACGGAUCUAUCAACUGAUCUAUCUAUCUCAAUUUUUGCGCUUUCGGUCACUGAAUCAAUCAAAUGAUGAAUCGAAUCAUUCUUAAUAGAGGACGAGCGAAAGCAGACUUCCGGCUCACGUGCAAAGUGCCAUGGUGGUCGAGCUUCUGAUUGAAUUCUUCAAAACAGCACUUCUAAGAACCUGGGUGGUACGAUACUAGCUAGCUAGCUAGAGUACCACCUCCAAACCAGAAACCAAAUGCACUGUCAUGUGUCCUGCGGUUGUGCGGCACCGGUAAGGCGGCUCAAGUCCUCGACUUUUCACGGGCGGCUUCUUUUUUGCGGGGACAGCCAUUCUGGUUCGGUUGAGGGAGAGUUGAUGCACAUCACACUUCCUGAUAAUUGUUUCUCGGUCGAGGCUUGCAUUAGAAUGGAACUUUUUCAGAAAUAGUCAAGGCAUCAGAGGAAGCAGUAUGGCGGCCACAACUUGAACGUCUUUCUUGACGUGGCUAUCGAUUCGAGCCUUGUCAAAGUAGACACUUCUUUGCCGGCGUGUCGAUCAGAAGCUUUCACUGUCCGCCUUUGUACGGGUCACGAAAGAUCACAGAAGCGAGACAGUCGAGCGCAAUCAUAUCAGUUUCAGGGCGACCUCAUCCAGCGUUCCCUGUUCAGGACGUUGGGACACAACGCAUGCUGUGAGGGAAGUGAGUCGAGUCGGAUCUUUGCAGGAACAGUGCAGCCCCCAAACAUUCGGGGGUUAAUUUGAGGAGCUUGUCAAUCACUCCGUUACUUCCUUUCUUGCAGGCCAGAGGAGAGAUUCCCGUUGUCGUCGCAGACCCUGACUGAUGAUCCUUUCAGUUCGACGAGAAUCUCGAGCUUGUCUCGACGGGGACAAGAGAUUUGAGCUCCCAUCCCUACACUGUACAUCAAUCAUGGAUCUGCUUUGCUUUGAAUCGAUUUAUCAAUUUAUCAAUGCGAGGCGCCAUCUGUGAACCUGAGAUGACGGCAAGCGGAGGUUCGGCCCGCCAACAGAUGUUGCGAAGAGUUGAGUCCAACGGAGAAGCAGUCCCCUGGGGCCAACCACAGCCGACUCCAUUCUGCGGGAGAGAUGAUUGCCACCAAACUGAUGUUGAGUGCGCAGUCGAAGAUGCAGCGGAAACGACAACCCUCUCUGGGUAGCUAGCCGCAAUGUGAUGCUUGCUCCAGUAGAAGAUUGCGGAGUCAGGGGAUUCAGCAACAGCAACAACCCACAAUAGUGAACCCAUAAAUUCUAAGUAUGGACAUGCUGGAACACAACCAUUCUUGAGAAAACCUGCUGGACAUGCAUGGCUACAUCAAUCUUCCAGCAGGCCCUUUGGUACCAUUUU